CAAGCCGUCACAAAUGUAGUCCUCAAAUAAUAAAACGCCAAUAGUGAGGUCUUCCGAGCUCACUGCGGAUUAGUCUCGAUCAAUCAAUCGAUCGAGAAUACCACGUAAAAUUCGUUGUUUUGUGUUCUAUUUCAAUUUCGCGUUAUCAAUAUCUUCAUGGUAUUAGAGCGAAACUCGAUCCUUCUCUAGGGUUUUGAGCUUCCUCCUGUCAGCAUUCGUUCCGCGGCAAAAACAACGUCAUUAGUCCGACGUAUCUUAUGUGAGGGAAAGUCAGUAGCCGCAGAUCCAGAUAUUUUAGCUCUCUGUCGUCUGCACAGAUAUCAUUCCAGCCGAAGCCUAUGAUCUCCCUGCUCACGCUGCUCUUCUUCGUUACGUCGGCGCUGUCCGCCUCCGACGUCCCAUUCAGUCCACAAGAAGACCAGCUUCAAAGGCUCGAAUCCGGCGCCAAGCAACCUAUCCGUUCACAGGCAAUGGUGUUCCUCCGCUGGCGAGGUCAUCAGUCCGACCUCUCUCGCCAGUCUCGUCGUCCUGUUGAGUAGAGCUACUCUUGCCUGCUUGUUCGUCUUCAGCUAACGUUUAUGCAAAGUCCAUGAAUCAGGGUUUGAACCUUUGGCUUUGUGAUUAAUUGUGGCUUUCGUAUAGAAAACCCUUAGAGGGUUAGGGUUCUAGGAAGAAGAAGAGAAAUAAGGCGGUAUGAUUGGGGGAACCCGCAAAGAGGGCUCUUGCUACUGCUUCUCAUUAUAUACUGAUCAAGCAGGGUAAAACCAGAGUAAAGUUCUCAAACAGUAAAAAUGGAAAAUUAUG
Linum trigynum is the source of this 804-nucleotide messenger RNA. The record is from the annotation of a GenBank genome assembly. Lineage: Eukaryota; Viridiplantae; Streptophyta; Magnoliopsida; Malpighiales; Linaceae.